GAGACGAUUUGCAUCCCUCCACUAAAUCAAUUCCCAACAUUUAAGUGAGUCUACCAACAAAAUUGCUCUGCACUUUUUUCUCCAUCUUCCUGCAGCGGAAAUUUUCAAUGGCGGAUGUAAUAAGCAAUUUACCAGACGCGAUUCUCUGCCACAUUCUCUCUUUUCUCCAAACCAGACAAUCUGUCGCUACAAGCAUUCUUUCAAAGAGGUGGAACCCUCUAUGGCUCUCAGUUCCCACUCUGCGCUUCCAACAGAAACUUACAAAAGGAAUCACAACUUCUAAGUUUAACGAUUUUGUAUACUCUGUUUUGGUUUCGCGAGAUGUCAGGCUUCCCAUUAAGACUUUCCAUCUUGACGUUACAUACAUACAUCUUAAUCGAUGCCCCAUGAUCACUAUAACCAAAUGGAUCAAGUUUGCCAUACAACAAAGAGUUGAGUACCUUUAUCUCCAUCUCAAAGCACUGUUACUUCCCAAAUUGCCCAUCACCAUUCUCACUUGCAAAACACUUGUGGUUCUCAAGCUUUUUAGUUUCAGCGUGAAAGAGGGUUUUUCAGAUUCUUCCGUUCUACUUCCUUCUCUCAAAACCCUUCAUUUGGAAGAUAUUUGGUUAUCUAAACUUGGAGACUUUACCGUGUUUCUAUCUGGAUGUCCAAUUCUCGAGGAUUUAAGAAUAUUCGAGGUGGAAUUUAGUUCUAAUGAAUCUCUAACGACUCUAACUUGUAGCGAGUGGAACAACUUUUGCUUGACCAACUUGACCAGAGCUGAUAUUGAUUGGAUUCUUUGGUAUUUUCUGUUGAAAACAGUUCACAACACACAUUCUCUGCGCCUUAAAAUCCAUCAGCGACCUUCCUGGAAUGAAUUGAUUCCUACUUUUCAUGAUUUGACCCAACUUGAGCUUAUUUCUUUUAGUUAUAGUUGGCAGUUAUUAGUAAAACUUCUCAACCACUGCCCUAAACUUCAAAAGCUUCACAUUGCUCAGGCCGAAGUAGACAAGGAGGAAAUAUGGACUAGAAGAGUUGACAGAGAUGACAAAGAAGAUUGGGUAGACCCGGAUGUUGUUCCGCAAUGCCUUUCAUUACACCUUACAACAUGCAAUCUAUUCAACUUCUUAGGCCUUCAAGGUGAGAUUCUGCUAGUAAGAUAUAUUUUGAGGAAUGCAGAAGUUUUACAAACCAUGAAAAUAAGGAAAGUUGGACGUGCUAGAAUAACAAGACUAAUAUCCUCAUUCCCAAGGGCCUCUGCAACAUGUAAAGUUACAAUUUGUUAGCCUUUCAAUAAAAACAGGUUGAAAAAAAAUGAUGGCAUGCUGUAAAUUUCACAUUGCAAGUUAAUUUCAUCUAAUUUUUUGACUCAUUGGAAGGAAACCAUUGUAGGGAUAUUGAUUUUGGACAUGGCAGCUAUAUGCAAUUUAGAAUUAAACUCCAAAUAGAUCAUAUAACUUAUUAGUAUUUUGAACAAGUUUUUUCUUGUUGAAAUUAAAAUGAUUCUACAGUUAUUUUAUUUAUUUUUGGCUUAGCACCACCGGUAUAGUCUGAUUCAGAGAUCAGUUCUGGCAUCAAGUGGGUCCAGCCCCCUUCUGAUAGCAGAUAUGGGGAUACUGCAAUUAUUUUGAAAUUACUGAUUUAUGAAUUGGAGAUGAUAUGGUAUUCAUUUAUGCAUAUGAAAAUUUAAAUAUAUUGCAAAUCUUCUACUUAAAACCAAUGGCUUUUCUCAUAGUUUGAGUGAAUAAAAAAUAGGACUGAGCUCGAUGAUGGUGAUUUUCAUCUUCAAAUAUAUCAGUACCUUUCUGCAUUAGUUUAACUUAUACGUUUCAGAAUAAGCUGACUUUUUUUUUUUGUUUUUUUUAUUACAAGAAGGGCCGAAGCCCAAGA
Vicia villosa (hairy vetch) is the source of this 1872-nucleotide messenger RNA. RefSeq names its product F-box/FBD/LRR-repeat protein At4g26340-like. The coding region runs from base 108 to 1268 and encodes 386 amino acids. Gene Ontology annotation, molecular function: protein binding. The record is from RefSeq and is a predicted model, not a curated record. The transcript is spliced from 4 exons. NCBI's taxonomy places the organism in Eukaryota, Viridiplantae, Streptophyta, Magnoliopsida, Fabales, Fabaceae.